Lottia gigantea (owl limpet) is the source of this 1663-nucleotide messenger RNA. RefSeq lists its product as hypothetical. Gene Ontology annotation, molecular function: phosphatidylinositol-3,4,5-trisphosphate 3-phosphatase activity; protein tyrosine phosphatase activity. Lineage: Eukaryota; Metazoa; Mollusca; Gastropoda; Lottiidae. Gene Ontology annotation, biological process: protein dephosphorylation; cell motility; phosphatidylinositol 3-kinase/protein kinase B signal transduction. The annotation marks the transcript as partial. The transcript is spliced from 8 exons. Gene Ontology annotation, cellular component: plasma membrane; cytosol; cell projection. The record is from RefSeq and is a predicted model, not a curated record.
CUUGAUUUCCGUAAAGGAAUUUAGUGUUAUAAUUUGUAGUUCUGUUUACAUAUUAUGAUUGGAAUCAAUGUUUUUGAACGAUGUAAUUUUUGAAACAUUAGAAGUGUCUGUUUCCUGCAAUCUAAAGGAUUAACAGAAAAUGUAGAUGUUUUCUAUGUUGACACGACUUUAAAUUCCAUUCAUUUCAAUGAUUUGGAUUGUGAACAAGUGGACAAAUUUUACAACACUCACAGACUAUAGAUAUAGAGGCUUCAUUGAGUGCAACCACUUUCUUUGAAAAGCAUCUAGCCUAGCUCUAAGCUAAAUCAAUUAAAAAUUUGUUGGAAAAGAUUAAAGAUAGUUUUAAGUUUAUAUAUUAAUUUAUGCGUGGAGUGGACUUGUAUGAAACACAUUUAAAAGUGGUAAAAAUCUGAUCUAGUCUACUAAAGAUUUGAUAGUAACACCAUACUUCUUUGGGUUGCUUCAGGUUCUGAAUACCAAGAAAGACAGAUUUUAUGGACCAUUUUUGACAAGGAUUUUAUCAUUUUUAUACUGAUAACUUUGAAUCACCAACUACAAAAAGUGUUGGAGGCCAUUAGAGGUCCUACCUACACUUACGUAAGUAAGUGUUUGAAAUUGAAAAAAGGGCUGAAGGCCAGCUUAGAUUGAAAAUAUGGCGAAUAAAAUCAAAGGAUUGGUUAGCAAAAAUAAAAGACGUUUCCAAGACUAUGGUUAUGAUUUGGAUUUGACAUAUAUUUAUCCAAAUAUAAUAGCUAUGGGGUUUCCAGCUAUGAGAUUAGAAGGUGUUUACCGUAAUAAUAUUGAUGAUGUAGUUGGGUUUUUAGAAGAAAGGCAUAGAGAUCACUAUAAAGUUUACAAUUUGUGCUCAGAAAGAAAAUAUGAUGCCAGUAAAUUUUGGUCCAGAGUGGCUAAUUAUCCUUUUGAUGAUCACCAUCCACCCAGACUAGAAUUAAUUAAACCAUUUUGUGAAGAUUUAGAUAAUUGGUUGUUAGAAGAUGAACAAAAUGUAGCUGCUAUUCAUUGUAAAGCUGGCAAGGGUAGAACUGGUGUUAUGAUAUGUGCUUACAUGUUACAUCGACAUAAAUUUAAAACAUCAGAACAAGCUCUUGAAUAUUAUGCUAAAACCAGAACCAGAGACCAUAAGGGAGUUACAAUACCAAGUCAAAGACGUUAUGUAAAGUAUUAUGAACACCUAGUGACACGACAGUUGGAAUAUAAACCUUGUAGUUUAUUAUUACAAAGAAUACGAUUUGAAACUAUACCAAUGUUUAAUGGUGCUACUUGUACACCUUGUUUUGAUAUCUAUCAAUCAGCUGUCAAAGUGUUUUCAUCACCAGUCUAUGAAGGUAUUAGAAAAGGAGAAACCUCCCGUGAUUUAGUACUAAUGCAGCCAGUACCAUUAUGUAGUGAUAUCAUGAUAGAAUUUUUUAAUAAAACCAAAAUGAUGAAAAAGGAAAAAAUGUUUCAUUUUUGGUUCAAUACAUAUUUUGUGUAUGAUUUGGAAGAGAUACCAAUGAACGGGUCAUCACAUGAUGAUAGUGCACAUAAACAUUACCUCACUGUUACUUUACCAAAAAUGGAUCUUGAUCGAGCAAAUAAAGACAAAUCUCACAAAUUAUUUAGUCCAAACUUUAAAGUAAGUAUCAACUUUUCAAGAAAUAUU